Molecule: messenger RNA, 3376 nt
Organism: Lotus japonicus
Lineage: Eukaryota; Viridiplantae; Streptophyta; Magnoliopsida; Fabales; Fabaceae
Product: serine/threonine-protein phosphatase 7 long form homolog
Exons: 5
Coding region: 757-2973 (738 amino acids)
Biological process (GO): meristem maintenance; meristem development
Source: RefSeq, a predicted model, not a curated record
CACGUGUUGACAUUCCCAUUAGAUUUAUAUCGUUACCUUUACCGUUCUUGCAUAGUUGCAUAAUUGCAUUGCAUCUAUGGGCUUUUUCUUCUGAAUGGCGUGAAAGAAAAUAUUAAUUGGAGAAAGAGGGUGAAAAAAAAACAAAAUUAGCUGUCUGGGGUAGUUUUCUUUUAGCAUUCGAGAGAUUCCAUGCGAAUCCUAAUAGGACAAACAACUUUUCCAGAACUGAAUGACAUGAAGUCAGGUUGACCAGGUACCAUUCGUAGGAAACCUUGCGAAUCCUAAUAAGACAAGGAGAAUCAGGUGCACCAGGAGAGAUUCUCCUCCUUCCCGAUGCAGUUUGACUGAGGAACAAGGGGCAUUCGCAACAAAGCUCGCGAAUGGCUGUCAUUGGAUGGGACGUAGCAGAGCUUGCAGGCAUGCAGAGGCAUGCAGAGGCUUUCGUAGCCUGCCACGCGAAUAGCUUGUCGGCCACGAUCAAAGCAUGCACAGGCAUUCGCACUUGACCUCGCGAAUGGCUUGUUGGCUAUGUUCUGCAUUUCUGGCGGUCUGAAACCCCUAUAAAAAGACCCCCAGAAAUGUUGAAGCCUCAUUUCUUUCAAGCCUCAUUUCUCAACUUCACCUCUCCAACUCUCUCAAUUCUCAACUUUCAAGCCUCAUUUCUGAACUCUCAAGUGAUAAGUUUGAUACCUCUCAAGCUCUACCUACCCUCAAACUCUCUCAAGUGUAAAAGUCUCUAUAUUGUUGGUUUUGUAAAUGGCGGAUGAAGCAGUGCUAACUCUCGGUCCAAAAAAUCCGACGUUGUUGGUGAAACAAAACAAACAUGUGUCGGGAUAUGUUUGGAACCAAACAAGUAAGAAAGUCUUGAAGCUGAGAUUACCCCACAUUCCUUUGGAUGGUGUCCCUCCACAAAUCGAACAAUACGUUCGAUUGGCCGGAUUUUACGAGGUCGCUCUAUGUGGUUCUCUCAAACAAGACAAAGUGUUGAUAUCCGCAUUGGUGGAGCGUUGGCGGCCCGAGACGCACACCUUUCAUAUGCCGUUUGGAGAGUGCACCAUCACUCUUCAAGAUGUUGCCGUUCAGCUGGGACUAAAUAUUGAUGGACAACCUGUUACCGGGGUGACAUGGUGUGACUGGUCUGAUCUCGUUACUCGUGCGCUAGGAGUCACUCCACCGCGACGUGCUAUUAGAGGAAGUUGUUUAAACAUGAGAUGGUUAAACCAGUGUUUUGAUUUUCAAAACCUAGGUGCACUUGGGCCGGCAGAAGCUGAAUUUGCUGCAAGAGCAUUCAUUUUGCGCUUGAUUGGAACUUUCUUAUUACCCGACCACUCGGGAUCACAUGUGCCUCUAAGAUAUCUACUACUAAUAGAGAAUUUAGCUCUGGCCUCCACGUACAGUUGGGGUUCGGCUGUGCUUGCAACUCUCUAUCAUGAGUUAUGCCAUGCAACCGGUUAUGAACGACAAGAAAUCGGUGGUUGUACUUAUUUGCUCCAAAUCUGGGCUUGGGAAAGGAUUCCAAUGACUGCCCCUGAAAUCAUACCGAUAUUGCAAAUCGGCUGCCCCAUCGCAGGAAGGUGGGGAAGAAACCCAAAUCGUGUUGACGUUGGUCGUCAAACGAAUCAAAUUGAUUUGUGGCGGAUCAAGCUCGACGAACUGAGAGCUGAAGACUUUGUCUGGAGGCCAUACCCAGAUCAUGUUAUAAAUUCGCUACCGGAACGGUGUUGGCAAAGUAUGCACUUGUGGAGAUCAGUUGUGCCAAUGAUAUGCUACACCUUUGUUGAGUGGCACCAACCGGAUAGAGUCUUGCAACAGUUUGGCAUGUUUCAGGGGGUACCUGACCCACCAUAUCAAAUUGAUAAACUGCAUGACAUAACUUUGGCGGGGAAGGAACAGGAAGAUUGGGUUACAGCCAUGAUGCCCUUUAUACAGGUGUGGGGGCAAAGACACCAAAGGAUAGUUCAGCAACCCGUGGUUAAUACGUUAGCUGGCCCUAACGACCGUUACAUGAAGUGGUACGCCCAACAUUUCAUUCGUUGGCUGACGCGUCAGAGUUCGACAACAGGGCAAAUUGGUGAAAACAUUCAACAUGUGUGGUAUGGACUUUCUGACGUCGAUCGCGGUAUGUAUACACCUGAGGAAAUGCAAAGCCAAGCCGCGCGUUGCCUUACUUUAUGUCACCAGCUGGACAGGAUUACUGUUCCUGCCGCGUCAGUUGAACUCAUGCCUAUGGACUUACCACGUCCCACAAUUGAAUACGUACCACAUGUUGGAAGAGCAGAAGCACAGGGUUUGGGCAAGUAUUGGAAAGAGGUGCAUGCUCAGGAUGUGACUAUACAUGGAGGUACUCUACCACCUCGAGAGGGCGAGUACUCGUUGUAUCCCCUACAUCAGGGUGAUUCAUACCGACAAUACCACUUUGGUGGUGGGUCGAGACAGCCUGCAAAUGAGUCAGGGUCAUCUGGUAGUUCCCAACACUACCAAGAGCCACAGGUGCAGAUGCCGGAGUCACAACCAUAUUCUGGCUCACAACCAUACAUUGCGGACAUGUCGUUUGGUGAAUCACAGUCACAACAAUAUUUUCAAGAGGAGCCUCAUUCGAUUUAUGACCAGUUCAGGACACCGGAAAUGCAGCACAUUGAUCCCCAAGGAUGGAGCCCUGUACCUGGAUGGGGAGGCGGUGGUGUAAGUGAAGUGUUGGAAAUUCCCCGAGCUUCUGACGUGUUGAAUCCCCGACCAUCAUUCUGGAAUGUUGCCAACCCAGAUGCAAUCAGCAAUGCACAGGCUAGCUUUGUGUUUGACUUGAACCAAGCAUCUGGAGUAGGAGACAAUGAGUCCAACAUCCAACAUGGACUUUCUUAUGGCCAAGGUAGCCAACAUGAGAACCAAGCAGAGCAGGAAGGUAGGCCAUAUCGAGUAGCGAGAGACACACCUUGGCCUGAUUGCGGAACAGGAUCCCAUCGAAUUCAUCAUUGAUCUAUUGUACUGUUUUUUGUUAAUUAAUGAAUAUGAUGGAAAAACAUUAGUUUAAUUCAACAAACACACAACAAACACAAGCAACCCAAAUAUAAAAACAACCCUCAAACACAAGUACAUCCCUCACACACAAGAACAACAUCUAUCUCUGUAGCGUAACAGAUCUUCGACUCGAUUGAGGCUCCGUCAAGUCCAUCUCAUUUCUUAUUCGAGUUGACCUAGGACGACCCUUCGCCCUAGCCGUGGACGGAUCUGGAACAAUUCGAUCCCCUUCCCUUGGUGGCAUGUUCAGAUCAUUGCCAAUUGGAUACCACUGUCCUUGAUACGCGUCCAAUAUGCUCUGAAGCGUAUAAACAGGGUCCACCAAACUCCAAUAGUCUAAACUUUGAUGCAUACAGGCAGC